Molecule: messenger RNA, 2694 nt
Organism: Triplophysa rosa
Lineage: Eukaryota; Metazoa; Chordata; Actinopteri; Cypriniformes; Nemacheilidae
Gene: ryk
Product: receptor like tyrosine kinase
Exons: 16
Coding region: 1-1731 (576 amino acids)
Biological process (GO): protein phosphorylation; positive regulation of kinase activity; cell surface receptor protein tyrosine kinase signaling pathway
Cellular component (GO): signaling receptor complex
Molecular function (GO): ATP binding; protein kinase activity
Source: RefSeq, a predicted model, not a curated record
AUGAAACCAUAUCCAUACCGGCUGGCCCGGUUCGGCACGGAGUGGAAUGGUAUUGAUGCCGAGCUGUACUAUGUGAGGGAUGAUGUGGUAAAUCAUUAUGCCCUGUCCUUCAUCCUGCCUGUGCCCAGUGAUACCAACAGUCUGCAUUUCACUUGGCAUUCCAGCAGCAAGGUUGAUUACAGGUUGGGGUUUCAGAUGGAAAACACGUCAGUCAUGGAUCAACCUCAGAGCAACAUCACUGUCCAGGGAGAGGUGCCUCGCACUCGCUCAGUGUUCAGAGUGGACCUCUUUUGCUCUGGUAAAGCUGAUGGAGAGGCUGUGUUAACCGUGCAGUUGAACCUGACUACACUAACCAACAACUUCACUGUACUCAACUUCAAACGCAGGAAAAUGUGUUACCGAAGAAUCGAGCAGCCUGAGCCCCCUAAAACGUUGCCAUUCCCAAACACAACCAUACAAAGAACUGGCCCGAGCAGUUCUAAUGCUCCCACAACAUCCACUCGUGUUUUCUACAUCAGUGUGUGUGUUUGCUGCAUCGUCAUCUUCCUGGUGGCCAUUAUCCUCGCUGUGCUACACCUGCACACCAUAAAGAGAGUGGAAAUGGAUGACAGCGUUAGUGACAGUGGAAGCUCCCAGGGCCUUUCUCAGCCUUCCACCCAGACCACCCAGUACCUGAGGGCAGACACCCCCAACAACGCUACACCUGUCACCAAUGCUCACACUGGCUCUGCUCCCAUUCUCCAGCUUCCAAGCGCCUCCUUUCCUCACUCCGAUGCCCCCUCGCAAGAAACCAAAAGUUAUCCCUCACUGCGGAUAGAGAAGAACGACCUGAAGAGUGUAUCGCUUCUUGAGGCCAAGGCAAAAGUCAAAGACAUUGCUAUCUCCAGAGAGAGACUAACACUCAGAGACGUCUUGCAUGAAGGGACCUUUGGCCGCAUUUUCCAUGGAGUCUUGCUUGAUGACAAGGACCCGAGCAAAGUGAAACAAGUCUUUGUGAAAGCAGUCAAAGAUCAUGCUUCAGAGGUUCAGGUGACCAUGAUGCUCACAGAAAGCUGUAAACUACGGGGGCUUCACCACAGAAACCUGCUACCCAUCAGUCAUGUAUGUAUAGAAGAUGGUGAGAAGCCCAUGGUUCUGUUGCCAUAUAUGAACUGGGGAAAUCUCAAGCUUUUCUUGCGCCAGUGUAAACUUGCUGAGGCCAACAACCCACAGGCCAUCUCUCAGCAGGACCUGGUGCACAUGGCAAUACAGAUUUCAUGCGGGAUGAGCUACCUGGCGCGGAGAGAGGUCAUUCACAAAGACCUGGCUGCCAGAAAUUGUGUAAUUGAUAACAGCAUGCAGGUGAAGAUCACAGACAACGCACUUGCCCGCGAUCUCUUCCCUAUGGACUACCACUGCCUCGGGGACAAUGAGAAUAGGCCCGUUCGUUGGAUGGCUUUGGAGAGUUUGCUGAACAAUGACUUUUCUAGUGCCAGUGAUGUGUGGGCCUUCGGGGUAACUCUGUGGGAGCUGAUGACUUUGGGACAAACUCCGUAUGUUGACAUCGACCCCUUCGAGAUGGCUGCUUAUUUAAAGGAUGGCUACAGAAUAGCACAACCCAUCAACUGCCCAGAUGAACUGUUUGCAGUCAUGGCAUGUUGCUGGGCCUUGGAUCCAGAAGAGAGGCCAAAAUUCCAACAGCUUGUCCAGUGCCUCACUGAGUUUCAUGCAGCUUUGGGGGCCUAUGUUUAAUCUCUCACCCAAGGCCACUUGCUCCAACCCAGCAGUUGUUGAACAGCACUAUUAAAGACAAUAGAUGUUUAUGCCGUGCCUUGCUUUAUACAGUAAGACAUCUGACCAUUUUUCAGUGUUUCAUUUUCUUAUUUUGUGAUAUGAAACAUGGCUUUGUUUGGGAGGUGUAGCUUGUCCCUGGAUGAAAAUAUCUUCAUAGCUAAAUAGCUGCAUGAAAUUAUGAGAUCUCUUUGCCAUACUAAAGAAGUUCAUCCACCCCUGUACACACAUUUGUUGGCAUGCUGAUAUUAGGGUGUCUACAGGAAACUGCAGUUCUCUUUGUUUGUUUUACUAACAAUGGACACCAGAAAAGAAUUGCCUAACAAGACAUUUCCUUUUGGAUAUUUUGAACAUUUUUUGUCAGAGACUUCAGGACAUACAUUUUCAAUGACUGCAGUGGGAGGAAGCUCAUUUCUAUUUUUGUUUAUGUCGGUGUAUUCACUGCCUUAGAUCAGCACGGAUGUGACAAAACAUAGGUUUCUUCUUGUUCCCCAUCCAAUCACACAUCUGGGACUGAAGAUGGUUGAGCCCUACUCCUGGUCAUAAGCUUUAACUCCCUGAUUAUGAAAUGGCCGCGGAGGUGUGGACCAACGUUUUAGGGGGCAAACUGAACUUUGGUACUGGAUUUAUAAAAUUCUUACAUCUUUUUAUGCUUGAAUGUCCUGUGUCAGAACAGUGCUUUUUUCUGUUUAAACUGUGUGUACACUCAAAAGUAAAGAAAGUAAAUGAAUGAAUCACUGUGAAUAUUUGAAGUGUACAGCCUAAACACCCUUUUUAACUAAUGUUUUGUUCUGAAUCUAUAGGCUCUCUUAUCCCUGUGAUCACUGCAUGUAAUUUUUUAGAGUUUUGUGUAAACUUUCCUGAAUUCAUACCUACCAAUUAAAUGAGGCCUUUAAAUAAAAUGGUCUUACUGUUGAGUGCUGU